CGCCAGUCGCGACUGACAGAGGUUGAAGUAAGGAACGAUCUGACAGUUUCCCCACCAGUGGACUUCACUUCAAAGCCUGUUCUGUGAACGAAACUUGUACUCUCGGAAUGCUAAGGACGUCGAGGCUAAGCCCUCCUGUGGACAGUCACAAGUGUCUACUGUAAUUUGACGCCGUCGUUCACGAGAUGCAGAACAAAGAGGUCGUGUUGAAAGUAUUGAAGGAAGAAGGAAAAGGGACACAGAAAGUGUUGUGUGUCGGACUUCUCUGCCUUGAUAUCGUUUGCGUUUGCCAAGAAUACCCCAUCGAAGACACUGACCAACGUUGUUUAGAUCAGCAAUGGAGGAGAGGAGGGAACGCUGCAAAUACGGCGACGGUCUUGAAGGGCUUGGGUUCCCCGGUGGAAUACCUGGGAGUGAUCAUGGGACAACAAGGCCGCGAAUUGUGUGAAGACCUGAGAACGGGAGGAGUGGAUAUAGGGAACUGCGUAUGGGAGGCUGAAACCCCGACUCCUACGUCUUGUAUCAUCCUCAGUGCAUCGACGGGGAGUCGCACCAUCAUGCAUUUCAAUCGAGGACUCAAGGAAGUACCACUACAGCACUUUUCCUCCGUACAUCUUUCUCCCUAUUCCUGGAUCCAUUUCGAGGGAAGGAAUUACCCAACUGUAAAGGAGAUGAUAGAGAGGGUGCGUGACUGGAGAAGACAAGCCAAAGGAGGCUAUCCCAAGAUCUCUUUAGAGAUGGAGAAAACUAAACCUCAGGAGACGUUUCAGGGCCUUCUCUCAUGCGUCUCCCUCGUGGAUCUUCUCUUCGUUUCUUCUACCGUCUCCCAAGCAUUAGGAUUCUCCUCAAAGGAGCAAGCCGUCAAACAUUUCAAAUCGCUCAUUCACCCCACGGCAGUUGUGAUCUGCGCAUGGGGAAAGGACGGUGCUUGUGGGAGUGCCGGAGAAGGGAGCGAGGUGCUAUCAGUCCCUGCUGUUUCACCUGACAAGGUCAUCGAUACACUCGGGGCUGGAGAUACAUUCAAUGCAGCCACCCUCUUUGCCCUUGCCAGGGGUUUCAGCUUGAGAGAAGUCCUGGAAUUUGCAUGCACUGUAGCCGGCGUCAAGUGUGGUACAUACGGAGUCAACGAAAUUCUAAACGCUCUGUCUCGCCAGCUCCAGUUCACUGGUUUAUGAAGAA
Molecule: messenger RNA, 1179 nt
Organism: Darwinula stevensoni
Lineage: Eukaryota; Metazoa; Arthropoda; Ostracoda; Podocopida; Darwinulidae
Source: the annotation of a GenBank genome assembly